GUUGGGUAGCCAGUCCGAGUCUGACACACACACACACACUCAUGCCAAUGAGACGAGUCGAGAUGUCUGCCAUGCGCCUCCUGCUGCUGUGCGUCGCCUUCAUUUGCCUAUCAGUCUUGACAAGCGGAGCAGACGUAGUUCAGCCUGACUGUGAGAAACUGAAGUCUGUUAGAUGCUCACUGAACAGCCCACCUGUGUGUGCCAACAAUGGCCAGACCUACAGCAGCGCUUGUGGAUUCUGUUCUGUGAAACGGAGCACAAAUAGUCUGAUGUAUGUUGUAAAAAAUGGAGCCUGUUGAAUCCAUGGAUGGACACCUGGAGGUCUGCUGAUCUUUACUCUGCUUUGCACGUCACAAGCCCCCUUUGCCCCUCUGUUGACCCCUGCAGCCUUUCAAUUCUGAAAUAAACGUUUACUUCUGGCAUGAAAUCU
Polypterus senegalus (gray bichir) is the source of this 430-nucleotide messenger RNA. Its product is annotated as ovomucoid-like. The transcript is spliced from 4 exons. Bases 42 to 299 code for a protein of 85 amino acids. The record is from RefSeq and is a predicted model, not a curated record. Gene Ontology annotation, molecular function: protein binding. Lineage: Eukaryota; Metazoa; Chordata; Cladistia; Polypteriformes; Polypteridae.